CCCAUCACAACCGCUGUACUUCCAACCAGCUAAUACUGAGGACAAGGAAAGGACCAUAAUGGCGGCAGCAUCUUCCCCGCUGGACCCAGAUCUAAUGAGGGAGGUUCUUGAAUGCCCAAUCUGCCUGGAGACCUACAACCAGGAACAAAUGAGACCCAAACUCCUGCAGUGUGGUCACACGGUGUGCCGGCAGUGUCUAGAGAAGCUGUUGGCUAAUACUAUCAAUGGUGUGCGCUGCCCCUUCUGUAGCAAGGUCUCCCGUAUGAGUAGUAUCUCCCAGCUGGCCGAUAAUCUCACUGUGCUCAAGAUCCUAGAUUGUACUACAUCCUGCAGUGCUGCUGCUGCUGGCCUAAUGUGCAAAUCCUGCUGCAGCCGCCUACCUCGACAGUACUGCCAUGAUUGCGCCACAGUCCUCUGUGAGCUAUGCAAAGGAGAGGGCCACCUGCAUCAAGGCCAUUCAGUCCAGCCGAUUAGGGUGGCUGCUGAACAGCGUCGUAAAGAACUGGGUGGCAAGCUGACUGCUCUGCGUGAUGUUAUGGGUGAAAUUCAGAAGAAAAAGACAGCUAUUGAAAACAUUAACAAGUCCUUGAGACUAAAAUACCAGGCAGUGCAGCAGGACUAUGCUAAAGCUGAGCUACGUCUUCAAGAGGAGCUCAAGCGAUCCCGAAGGACAUUCACAGCUUCCAUGGCAGAAGUGGAAAAGCUAAACGGGCAGGUCCUCGAGGAGCAGACAUAUCUCCUCAGUAUUGCAGAGGUAAAAGUGGUGUCACGCUGUGAUUAUCUGACAAUGCUGGUGAGGCAGAGCGAUAUCGCUUUGCUAAAGGAUGAUGGCGGAGGUUGUGAUGAUGAUGAUGAAGAGCUGGAUCUAAGGAGCAGCUUGCCAACCAUGUUUCAGCUGCAAGAGCCAGAGCUGGUCAGAACAGAGCACUCUAAACCUGUAGAAGUUGGCCAAGUGACCACAAAUACUUAUACUGUCAGUACAGACGAUGAGGAGUUGGAGAUUGCACUUGAGGGUGAUGUAGAGAGUGUAGCUGGGGCAGUAGGGGCUACGGGUGGUGCAGCGGGGGCCCCGGUGGAUAUUUACAGAGACAUUGACAUGGUUGCAGCUGUAGAGGAGGCUGUAUGUGGUUCACCUGGCAGCUUUAAGUCAAAGUCCAUGGAUGCAGGUGGGGGAUCACCUGGAGGAGCUGCUGCAAGUGCAGGGCCCCCGGCUUGCCAGUUUGUAAAGAAGAUGGGCUGCAAGGGAAGUCUACCUGGCAUGUUCAAUUUACCAGUCAGCAUCUGUGUAACAUCACACGGCGAGGUCCUGGUGGCUGACCGUGGCAACUACCGCAUCCAGAUCUUCAAUCGCAAAGGUUUCCAGCGUGAAAUCCGCCGCAAUGCCAGCAGCAUCGACAACUUUGUCCUGAGCUUCCUUGGGGCUGACCUGCCUAACCUUAUCCCCUUAUCCAUCGCCGUCACCUCUCAAGGCCUGAUAGGAGUCACUGACAACUACGAUAACUCAGUUAAAGUCUACACUAUGGAUGGACAGUGUGUGGCCUGCCAUAAGAACCAACUGAUUAAACCCUGGGGUAUUACUGCCAUGCCAUCAGGUCAGUUUGUGGUGUCAGAUGUGGAAGGUGGCAAGCUGUGGUGUCUAGCAGUGGACCGCAAUGUAGGUGUGGUCAGCUACAACCGACUGUGCUCUGCUGUGCGGCCAAAGUUUGUGACUUGUGAUGCAGCUGGAACAGUCUAUUUCACCCAGGGCCUGGCCCUGAACUUUGAGAAACGCCACAAUGAACCCCACCUGGAAGGUGGCUUCUCUAUUGGCUCAGUGGAUAGCGAUGGCCAGCUAGGCAAGCAGCUCAGCCACUUCUUCUCAGAGACAGAGGACUUCCGCUGUAUCACUGGCAUGUGUGUGGAUGCCAAUGGGGAUUUGCUGGUAACGGACAGUGGCAGGAAAGAAAUCCUCCAGUUCCCCAAAGAGGGUGGAUUCAAAAUUCUCAUCCAGGAAGGGCUGACCUGCCCUGUAGGAGUGGCCACCACCCAGAAAGGACAGCUACUGGUGCUGGAUUGCUGGGACCACUGUGUCAAAGUCUACACUUACAUCCAGAGGAGGCACUCCUCCACGUCCUAGAGGAACAAUCCAGUCCACCUAAGAGGUUUAGUAGUUGUGUGUUGGUAGGUGUUUGUGGAAGUUUGAUGAAGGCAGAAACACGCUGUUAUCUGUCACUGUAGUUUGGCUGCAGUCCAAACAAUUCUCACUCCAGCUUUCAUUGGGUUAUUACAGUUUUUCCCAAUUGUAUACACACAAUAAAAUGGAACUAUGCACACAAUUCUGAAAACCUGAAGCUCAUGUAUCAACAAGACUCCAGACUGCUAAACUCUAAGCACAAUCUCAUUGUUUUCAUUCAAAUUUUUAAUUUUAAAUUAGAUAUUUGCAAAAGUCUAAGCACAAAUCGCAUCAUUUAGCACACUUUGUGCGCCUGGAAAACACUGCGAGUUACUUAACAGCUGGUCUCGCUCACAUCUCACCUAUUCACCUCAAUUUGCAAAACGCUUCGAUCGUGUCAGAGCAUACAACCCCAGUUCCAAAAAGGAUGGGAUGCUGUGUAACACAUGAAUGAAACAGAGGGGGAUCAUUUUGUCAGGAAGAGUUUUGACAUAUUCAGUUAUUAUAAUAGAGCAAAGACAAUAUAUUUAAUGAUUUUCGUCAUCAACUUCAUUGAUUUUUCUUGCUUAUUCUGAAUUUAAUGCAGCAACAUGUUUCAAACAAGUUGGGACAGGAGCAACAAAAGACUGGGAUUCAAAAACACCUGUUUGGAAUAUUCCACAGGUAAAAAGGGUUGAUUUGUAACAAAGGAGCAUCCUGGAAAGGCUCAGUCGUUCACAAGCGAGGAUGGCGAGAGGUUCACCACUUUGUGAUCACAUGAUUGUAUAACGGAUAUUACUGCAGGAACAAACAGGAACACUUUGUAAAACUGUUGUCCCUAAACACAGUUUGUUUGCAAAUGAUUGCAUUCUGGUUUUAAUCUACGUUUUGAGCAGAGUCCCAGCUAUUUUGGAAUCGGGGUUGUAAAAGAGGCCUCAGGUGACCUCUAGUGUGCUGAGGAAAAAAAAGUAGCAGCAUGGAGAACAGAGGAAGAGUGAGAGCUAGAGGAGGAGGAGGAACAUGAGCCAAAUGAUCGAAGCUGGGCACUGAGUCCAGUAGAAUUUGGACUGCUUCACAGUAGCCUCAGUUAUCCAGGCAUUAAGAGAUGUGAAUAGGUACACAAGUAACCACUUCAUUAGUCUUCUAUGCUCUCAUCAGUAAUUGCAGUAAUGUAACUUGAUGGUUUCUAAAUGUAUAAUGUUGCUCUGUCCUGCAUUAAUGAAAUCUGUGCAGCCCACACAGCAGACAGAUGAUCUGCAAGAGGUGGUGACAUACUUCUUUGAUUCAAAGCUUGUGCUUGUACAGGACACAAUCUAUGCUAUUUUGAUGAUAGUGUUUGAAAUUAUUCGCACCAGAGUUUAAUUGCUGCUCUGUAAGAGAUAUUCGUAUGAUAGCAGUGCGCGUAUCGCUUUUAGAAGAGAGACUAUUGUUUUGAGUGCGGUGUAUCAUUUUGCUGGAGAUUUGUGGAGUUUUUGACAAAAUGGAUAACUCUUUUCAGUUGUGUGUUUAGAGUUUUGAGAAACUGAGCUGUGGUUUCAGGGAGCGUGUUUAAACAAUUGGGAAAAAAACUGUAAAUGAGCAUUUUAGUCAGUUUGGUUCGGUUUUAAGCACACUGGAUUUUAUUUUAAUACCUCAAAUUAAAAAUCGGCUACUUAAGCUGCCUCUCACCCCAUUAUCGUAACGGAUCACAGCAUUAAAACAGACAUGGCAACACUUUCCCGUCUGAGAAUACUGGCACAAGGUGUCACAUUAAAAUAAGUGAAAGAAGCCAUUGAUGUAAAAGCUAAUGCAGGCACAAAGUGCAGAUGAUUUUCCUUCCUCUAUUAUUGACUGCUUUAUCCACCCUUCACCCUGACUGUGUGUUGCAUGGCUUUCACUGAUUUGGCUCAGCUCUGCGGAAUUAAAAUGGGAGGAAGCAGAGCCGAAAACAAACAUGUAUUUACAUAUGAAAUAAAGCAUACCAAGGCUUUUGGCCUGUGAAGCACUUUAUUAUUGACACGCCACUGUUUCCUCGUGUUAGGUUUUAGUAGCACAGACUAACAGCGAUGUUGCUGAAUGCAGCUGGCAGCUUUAAAGUUUACUGUGCAGUUGGCUCAUGGCAACUAACCAGGAAUCAGCAUUCAUGGAAUUGCAUUCAGUAACAUUCAGGGAACAUUAAGUGUAGAAUAUGAAAUUACCUACAGGAAAGAGAGCAGCGGUGAUAUGUCAUUUGCUCGAGUCUUGUGGGUUUACAUCUUUUGUGUAGGCCUAUAAUAGUAAAAAAAAAAAAAAAAAAAAGUAGACACCCUCAUGUGUUAAAUGUAUUUUUGUCAACACUUCUUUGAGGGUAAAAGAGUUAAUGCAAUCAGAAUUAGGUUAAAUUAGGUUUAAUUUAUUCAGGUUCACUAUUAUUAUUAUUAGGAUUUUUUCCAGUACUUAUUAAUACUGCCUGCCUAACUAGCCUGUGUACAUCAAACACAACCUGAGUAUCCUGUUGUGACAUCUUGCAGCAGUGUCAGCUUAAAGGGCAUCUACUGUCUGAUAUACAGACCCGCUUCUCUCUGUAUGUCCUUUCAUUCAGCCUCCUCCUUGUGACUUCCCAGCCACAGCCUCACUUGUGUCACUAGGGGGCAGGUUGAGGUAGCCGUCGGCAAGAUUAAAAUUCACCUGCUCCAGAUCCUUUUUCCAGAUGCUCUGCUUGGUCAUACUGUACAUCUCACUACAAGUUCAAGCUUCCACAUCGCCUUCUGCUUGCUGCAGCAUUAGCGUUAGCUUUGAGCAGUUUUACUGAUGAUCACACUGUAGCUCCUAAUUUUAGUCUAAGAUCUCAGACAGAAGUGGGUCCAUUACGAACAGAGAAGCAAAGUUCGAAGGUCCCACAUGACCUUUGCAACUUGGAAUUAAAUUUCAAGGCUGUCUUCUUUCUAUUCCCACAUCAUACAGUCAUCUUUAAAUUACGUUUGGUUGCUAUGCCAGCACAGCCAGUACUAAAUAGCUCCGGCACCUAGACCACAUUAAGCAUAAGGCUUCAGCAGACAUCUACACCUUGAAUAAUGUUUACAAACUUGACGUUUAUUCCAGAGAACUUGUUCCAUGCCUUUAUUUCCUCACGCCUGGCUUGUGGCGGCACAGUAUUUGUAGGGAUCAGUGGCAGGAGUGUUCAGACUAACGCCGCUAGGAUAACGAUGAGUGAAAACUCCAGCAUCACGCACCAAGCCUGGCUUUGUUACACUGGGAUCUCGCCUCCUUGUUGCUUUGUCUCCCUCAGGUUUUUAUUCAGCACUGGACAACUUGCAGCCUGAGUUCUCGAGUGUUGGUAGAUAUGGUAAAGACAACAGCCAUAUACAGUGUUUUGCUAGUUGGUGCUAGUGUUAGUCAACUUUAAAUAAAUCUAUAAUCGCAUGUAUUGUUUUAUCAUGUAAAUCUGUUGAAUUUUUGAGUCCAUACGAAGCAUUAGAAAGAUGAUGCCUUCAGGUAAAAUAACAAUAAAAGACACCUUUAAUCAAAAUAUUUAGUGGCCUAAACAUGGGGGAUCAAGUUAAUCAUUGAAAACCACCCAUCAAUAUUGUAUGUAACAUAUUCUGUGUCUAUAAAGUCGAAAAUAGCAAAUAUGCCUGCUCUGAGGCCAUAUGUAUCUUCCAGUCCAGGUUUGCUCAUGAGAGCAUAUCACGUACUGACUCAGUUUGAGCCUUAAAAGAAACAAUUUCACAAAGCUGACCUUAACUCUGCACCUGGAGCCCUAUUAAACAGCAACAUACAAAAUAUAUGUGUCUGAGAAUCGAGCUGUAUCAUAAACAGUGUGUGUUUUUAAUAUUUCUACAUAAGCAAAGCGAUAAGAAAAAAAAAUAGUACUGAAUUUUAAGUAUCAGGUGAAGUCUGUCAGUCAUAUCUUUGUGCUUUUUUUUUCAUUUUACAUGAUGUAUUUGUUUUACUGGUAGGCCACGUUAUAUCUAAACUCAUAGAUUUUAAUUCAAGCUGCAUGUCGACCUUACCAUCGAAACUUUUCUUCUCUCAGUGCUUACACUUUAGUCAAGUGGUCACUAGAAGUAGUCAUUACCACAAACUUAAAUUAAAACUUAAACAGUGACAGAAAAAUGCAUAAAAUGCUACAAAGAUCAAGUGUCCUUGUGUCAGUGUGCUGAGCAUCAGAGUGUCUCACAUCACCUGAAUAUGUUUAAUUACGUGUCAGUGGAAAGAAGUUAUGUCCUUGCGUACUUCUUCAGAGCUGAUCCAUUUGCACCGUUGGAUCGUAAUACCGCAGGAUGUCCAUGAACCAAACCCCCAUGUGUUUAAAGCGUUUCGUUCUUUACAGGCUGUGAAUUUUACAAUGUGUUGAACACAUUUCAGACAUCUCUGUGUAGUCAAAUUCAUGUUUGUAUUGUUGAUUAUCCGAGUGCAAUAAA
Molecule: messenger RNA, 6513 nt
Organism: Chelmon rostratus (copperband butterflyfish)
Lineage: Eukaryota; Metazoa; Chordata; Actinopteri; Chaetodontiformes; Chaetodontidae
Gene: trim32
Product: tripartite motif containing 32
Exons: 2
Coding region: 59-2116 (685 amino acids)
Molecular function (GO): protein binding; zinc ion binding
Source: RefSeq, a predicted model, not a curated record